Molecule: messenger RNA, 2923 nt
Organism: Staurois parvus
Lineage: Eukaryota; Metazoa; Chordata; Amphibia; Anura; Ranidae
Source: the annotation of a GenBank genome assembly
CGGAAGCAGAGGGCAGCUGGCUGCGGAGAGUGACACCUGAGGUUGGGCGACAUUCGGCUGGCCAGGCCCGGGAUACACAGGCCUCGGAGACACUCGGGCUUCUCCCCUCUGAACAAUGCGUUCACAGCGGGCCUAGCAAACGCGGACAACCUGUUCUCCAGUAUGAGCUCCUCAGCGGAAGAGCCCCGGACAUGGGGCACAGUGUGGAGACAUCUGCUGCUUUAUCUCAUGUGCCAGGUGUUGGUGCGAACGGGGCAUGCUGCUAUGACCAAGGAGGAGAAGGCACAGCUCAGGGCUCAAGUGCUGGAAAUGUUUGAUCAUGCAUAUGGCAAUUAUAUGCAACAUGCAUAUCCUGCUGAUGAACUGAUGCCUUUGACGUGCCGUGGCCGAAUACGUGGGCAAGAGCCAAGCAGGGGAGACGUAGAUGACGCAUUGGGAAAAUUUUCUCUCACUUUAAUUGAUACUUUGGAUACUCUAGUGGUGCUAAACAAAACCCAGGAAUUUGAAGAUGCUGUCCGAAAAGUAAUUAAUGACGUUAACUUGGAUAAUGAUAUUGUGGUUUCUGUAUUUGAGACAAACAUUCGAGUUUUGGGUGGUCUCCUUGGUGGACACUCUGUUGCUCUGAUGCUGAAAGAAAAAGAAGAACAAAUGACUUGGUAUAAUGAUGAACUCCUGCAUAUGGCUAAAGAGCUUGGCUACAAACUCCUUCCAGCUUUCAACACUACAAGCGGUCUUCCUUAUCCAAGAGUGAAUUUGAAGUUUGGAGUUAGAAGACCAGAGGCACGGACAGGCACAGAAACUGACACAUGUACUGCAUGCGCAGGAACCCUCAUCCUUGAAUUUGCUGCACUCAGUCGCUUUACUGGAAUACCAGUGUUUGAGGAACAUGCGCGAAAGGCACUAGAUUUUCUUUGGGAAAAGAGGCAACGUAGUAGCAAUUUAGUUGGUGUAACAAUAAAUAUUCAUACAGGAGACUGGGUACGCAAAGACAGCGGUGUGGGGUGCAGGAAUAGAUUCUUACUAUGAAUAUUUACUGAAGGCCUACGUACUGCUGGGUGAUGACAGCUAUUUGGAAAGAUUUAAUACACAUUACGAUGCCAUUAUGCGGUAUAUCAGCCAGCCCCCACUUCUACUUGAUGUGCAUAUUCACAAACCAAUGCUUACUGCUCGAACCUGGAUGGAUUCUCUGCUUGCAUUUUUUCCUGGUCUACAGGUUUUGAAAGGAGAUAUAAGACCUGCUAUAGAAACUCAUGAAAUGUUAUAUCAAGUCAUCAAAAAACACAAUUUUCUACCAGAGGCCUUUACAACUGAUUUCAGAGUACACUGGGCACAGCAGCAUCCAUUAAGACCUGAAUUUGCAGAGAGUACAUAUUUCUUGUACAAAGCAACUGGGGAUCCAUACUAUUUGGAAGUGGGAAGAACAAUUAUUGAUAAUUUGAAUAAGUAUGCUCGUGUUCCAUGUGGGUUUGCAGCUGUUAAAGAUGUACGUACAGGGAGUCAUGAGGACAGGAUGGAUUCCUUUUUCCUGGCAGAGAUGUUUAAAUAUCUCUAUUUGCUGUUCUCUGAGAGGGAGGAUCUUAUACUUGAUAUAGAAGAUUACAUUUUUACUACAGAAGCACAUCUUUUGCCUCUUUGGCUGUCCACUGCAAACCACUCAAAACAAAAGAAAAACACAACUACACAGUAUACAGAGCUUGAUGACAGCAACUUUGAUUGGUCUUGUCCAAAUACACAAAUCCUUUUCCGUAAUGACCCUUUGUAUGCCCAGAGUAUUCGCGAACCCUUUAAAAAUGUGGUUGACAAGAAUUGUCCUCGUACUACUUCAGGAAUGGAUGAGCUUUCUGGGAAUAGAAACAGACCACCAUUGCGAGCUAGAGAUUUCAUGGCCAGCAACCCUGAACAUUUAGAUAUCCUGAAGAAAAUGGGCGUCAGUCUAAUUCACCUGAAGGAUGGAAGAGUUCAACUAGUCCAACAUGCUAAUCAAGCUGCCAGCUCUAUAGAUGCUGAAGAUGGCUUGCGUUUUAUGCAAGAAAUGAUUGAACUCUCCAGCCAACAGCAGAAGGAACAGCAGUUGCCACCACGUGCGGUUCAGAUAGUUUCUCAUCCAUUUUAUGGAAGAGUGGUAUUGACUGCAGGUCCUGCUCAGUUUGGAAUGGAUCUCUCCAAGAACAUUGCAGGGACCCGGGGCUUUGUAGCCAAAGCUGAACCUUACAGUGGCUGCUCAGAAAUAACAAAUGCUGAAACCAUCAAAGGGAGAAUUGCACUUAUGCAGAGAGGUCAGUGCAUGUUCGCAGAGAAGGCUCGAAAUGUACAGAAAUCUGGAGCCGUUGGAGGAAUUGUUAUUGACGAUAAUGAUGGUAGCAGCAGUGACACAGCUCCUCUGUUUCAAAUGGCUGGAGAUGGGAAGAAUACAGAUGACAUAACAAUUCCUAUGCUGUUUUUGUUCAGCAAGGAGGGAAAUAUCAUUCUUGAUGCAAUACGUGAAUACCAAGAAGUGGAGGUUCUUCUGUCUGAUAAGGCCAAAGACAGAGCUACCAUUUUUAAAGAUUUAGAAGAUGAGAGUGGUACCCAGAAGUCAACAGAAAAUGACUCUCGAAAAGAUAUUCCAACAGAAACGUCAAUAUCUCAGCAGAAUUUAGCAGAUACACAGGACUCUGAAGAGGAAACAGUAUCAGAAUCAAAGUCAGAAACUUCCCAGCCCCACAAAACUGACAGUUCUCUUCAUACUAAGAAUGAGGAUGUCUCACCGGACAGUAAACCUGCACUUCCUGAAGAUACACAGAGCACUGGUGAUACGGUUCAGAAUUCAGAUAAAUCUAAACCUGAGAGGUGGGACAAAAAAGUGCAGCCAAUAGAGUCCAUAUUGGCAGAUUGGAAAGAAGAUAUUGAAGCUUUUGAAUUGAUGGAGAAAGAUGAACUAUGA